Messenger RNA from Geodia barretti, 2592 nucleotides. NCBI's taxonomy places the organism in Eukaryota, Metazoa, Porifera, Demospongiae, Tetractinellida, Geodiidae. The record is from the annotation of a GenBank genome assembly.
GCCCAAACACAGAGCGCGACGAUCGAUCUUGCUUGCAGAGCCUCCCCCCAUCCGAGAAGGAUUUGUGACUGCAGAGACGAACAGCAGUAGCUACCAAUGGCGCUAUCCUCUGGAGCUCGAGACAAGCUGAUAGAGAACCAGCCUUACGACGAGAGCGUGGAGGUGAGCGACGGAGAAGACAUCCCGUCCACCAAUCACACUCCCCAGGCUCCCCCUCUCUCUGACUUCCCCCAUCACCCUGCACAGUCUACUUAUCAUCCACAGCAGCCCCACCCCCCUAGCAGUGGGACGCCUCCUGCACCGCAGAUGCACGCCCCGGACAGCGAUGAACCUGCUCACUUUUACCCUCACUCUCCACCCCAACCCAGGCCUCCUGAUCCCCAGCAUAAAAUGGGUGAGUUAUCUACCCUUCGUUGGAAGGUUUUGAGGGUGCAAGUUGCUCAGGUACAUACUUAGUGCCUUCUCAGUUCUCCUCCCAUUGCGAACGCAGGCUAAGGUAGUAUUGAGUUCGAGCACAUAUUGACACUGUAGUGCAUCAAGUAGCUAUAAUAAACAGACACAUACGUUAUAGUGGUAACAAAGGAGGCCACUUUUGCAAUUGCACAAGUGUUUUCCAGAUGGCUCUCCAACCGUCUAAAUUUGUCCCCUUCAAACUUUCCCACAGAAUAUCCACUCAUCUCUGCUCGACUGUGUUGUGUUGUUUGUAGGUGGAGAGAGGAUGGGGGUCAGUGUACAGGGUGGGAUGAGGUAUGAGGAGGAGGAGAGUGAGGCAGAGGGCAGCGAGAGUGAAGAUAGUGUGUCCGAUGACAACCCACAGCAAAUACACACAGGGGUGUAUGACCCCAGGAACUAUGAUCAUCUGCGAGUUAGCGGGGAGCUGAAGAAGCUGUUUCAACACGUCACUCACUACACUCCACAGUCCAUUGAGCUGGAGACUCAACUGCGUCCGUUUAUCCCCGACUACAUCCCUGCUAUCGGGGACAUUGAUGCAUUUCUCAAGGUGUCUAGGCCAGAUGGGAAGACUGAGAGUGCUGGUCUGGUGGUGGCGGACGAGCCUCGGGCCAAGCAGUCUGACCCAACAGUCCUGGACCUCCAGCUGAGGACUCUCACCAAACAGACCACCGUCAAACCAGUAACUGUGAGAAGUAUUGGUGAUCCUGAGAAGGAGAGCAAGUCCCUGGACAACUGGAUCGAGAGCAUAGCAGAGAUCCACCGUCAGAAGCCUCCCACCACUGUCCACUACACAAAAAACAUGCCAGAUGUGGAGGACCUGAUGCAAGAGUGGCCAGCACAGUUUGAGGAAGCCUUGCAAGAGUUUGGGGUACCUAUAGCUGAACUGGACUGUGAUCUGGCGCAGUACACUGACAUCAUCUGUGCACUGCUGGACAUCCCAGUCCACAACAGUCGGAUACACUCACUACACAACCUAUUCUCACUUUACAUGGAAUUCAAAAACUCACAGCAUUUCAACCGUGAUGCUCCCACGGAUUCUGACGCAGCUCAACCUCCUACUGAUCAGCAGCCCACGACCUCUGACUAGCUAGCUAUAAGAAUACGUAUGACUCACACUCCCUGCACCCAAUAAAUCGUGAUGUGCUCUAAUUAGAACAUUUCUAAUAUCCAUGACAACGCGCUAACAAACUAUCUGGAUCUGCGCGAUCGCGGGAGCCAAUGGCCGAAUCCUCUAAAAAGGGAGUCCUUUACACCAAAACUACGUGGCAGACAAAGGGAUCGGAAAGUGAUCAGGUCGGCUGGCUGAGGACUGAGUGCGCCUACUCUCCAAAUACACUCAUCGGCAAUUGGAACGAGAAAAGAUUCGAUGUAUCGCUCCUCUCCCAGGCAAGACCACUUCCAUCGCAAUACAAUCACUAUUUCGAGAGCACGUAUACUCAGUCGUUUUCCAAGGAACCACAGAAAGUACCAGAAGCACUGAAAUUCAGCAGAGGGAAGAGGGAGAUUAGUGCUUUUCCAGCCCAUCAGCCAGUGCUGGAUCCUCCUCAAAUCAAACAGACAUACGACUCGUUUCUCACUAGCUCUAUGGCUGCCUAUGGUCGAGGAUCAAGAGAUGCAGCCAGGGACACCAGCAAGAGCUAGGCAACAUGACAACCUGACCGAUCAACAACAGAAAAAACAUUCUUUUAUGAUUGCAAAACGUUUUUUUAUUCUGGCUACUGAAAAGCCUUUUAACUACUUUGCUUUGGGAGAUUAUUUCAACAAACAAGAGUUCAUAAAAUGAAUGUAUAUUAUAGCAAUUCAUGAAGUUCUUCAAUGCCAACAAUCAUGCUACAGAGUGCUGCACAUGUGUAUAAUGUAGGUAUAUAGCUAGGCAGUCUUUCAGUUCCACUUUCUGGGAUCCCAGGAUAUUCAGCAGCUUUCUAAGUUCAGUCCUUUGUCAGUGUUGAUGUACAAGGAACAUGCUCUCUCGACUCAAGGAUUCUCAACAACUAUUCUCUCAGCUCAGCAUCUGCCAUUCAGUUAAAAUUAUUCCACUCAGCUUCAGUCACAAUCUAAGGGAGAAAAAAAGAAACAACUUUCUGUAGAUGUAUCUAGUGAUUCACCUAUGAUCCUCCUCUCUUGGACAUCAGGGCCGUG